Penicillium riverlandense is the source of this 1347-nucleotide messenger RNA. RefSeq names its product cation diffusion facilitator family transporter. NCBI's taxonomy places the organism in Eukaryota, Fungi, Ascomycota, Eurotiomycetes, Eurotiales, Aspergillaceae. Gene Ontology annotation, cellular component: membrane. The record is from RefSeq and is a predicted model, not a curated record. Gene Ontology annotation, molecular function: monoatomic cation transmembrane transporter activity. The transcript is spliced from 2 exons. Gene Ontology annotation, biological process: monoatomic cation transport; transmembrane transport. The coding region runs from base 1 to 1347 and encodes 448 amino acids.
AUGGAGGAACACUUGCGCCAUAGUAUCUCCAACCACCCAAAUCCCUUCCAACACUUUCGCAGCGACUCCCCCAGCUCGUCUCACCGAUCCGACAGGAUGUCACCGCGCGCGGAGGCCACCACUUCAGCCCUGGAGACCGAGUCAGCAGUAGCUCGACAGCAUCGCCACGGCACGGAUGAAGAAGGUCAUCAGCCUCCUCGAUAUUCUUCUGAGAGCGACCCAUUCCACCUAGCUUCCAAGCUCAAGACCGACGAGGAAAUCCGCCAGAUCAAAGCCAAUACUUCGCGCAAGCGCGAUGGGUUAUCCCAGAGCUCGAAAAUGAUAGAUCGCGGGAAACAGGCACUUACGAAUCGCAAGCUGCAGGGGUUCUACGAGAACCAGAACGAGAACAUCCAGCGGAUGCUGAAACCCGUCGAGGAACAUGUGCGCGCGGCUCGCGAGUUGAACAAUGAGAACAAUCUCAAGUACAAGAUCGCUGUGUACGGCAGUUUCGCCGCCAAUAUAAUCCUGUGUGUCGUCCAGGUAUAUGGUGCCGCCUCUUCCGGCUCCCUUUCGCUCUUUACCACCAUGGCGGACGCGAUUUUCGACCCAAUGUCCAACCUGACCCUCCUACUAUGCAAUAAAGCCGUGAACCACGUCAAUCCGGCCAAGUUCCCUGCUGGCAAGGCGCGCAUUGAGACGGCUGGCAAUAUUUGCUUCUGUUUUCUUAUGACCGCUGUGUCCUUUAUCAUUAUCGCUUUCUCUAUCCGCGAGGUCGUUCAGGGCUCUGAUACCCUUACCUCGACUUUCCACCUACCUUCGAUUAUCGCCGUCGCGGUGGCCUUUGUCACCAAGCUUUCCCUGUUCACCUACUGCUUUGCCUUGCGGGAGGUCUCCCAAAUUCGGAUUCUGUGGGAGGACCACCGCAACGACUGCCUUAUCAACGGCAUCGGUAUCGCGACAUCUAUCCUAGGUAGCAAAGUUCGCUGGUGGAUCGACCCUAUGGGCGCUAUUCUGCUCUCUUUUCUGAUUAGCGGACUAUGGCUGCACUCCGCUUACGGCGAGUUUCAGCUACUGAUCGGUGUCACUGCAGACAAUAAGAUGCAGCAGCUUAUUACGUAUAUCUCUAUGACGCACUCCCCCCUUAUCACCGCCAUCGACACGGUUCGGGCUUACACUUCUGGCCCUCGUCUGCUGGUGGAGGUGGACAUCGUUAUGGAAGCCACGGAAUCCCUGCGUGCCACCCACGACGUCGCGGAGGAACUGCAAACAAAGCUUGAGUCUCUGCCAGAUGUUGAGCGUGCCUAUGUGCACGUUGACUAUGAGACUACUCACAAACCCGAACAUUUCCUGAAGAAGGAGCUUUGA